AUGUUCAGUGAGCUAAUGAGGAAAUUUGACGCCUUAAGUGAACACAUUAAGAGAGUGGACGGUCAGGUCGCGGAAAACGCAACCACCAUCAAAAGAGAGGAAGGACGUCUCCAUGGGCGGACUGACGCGAACCCGAAACGUCAGGUUAAUGCCGUGUUACUAAGAAGCAGAAAAUGCCUAAUUCCAAGCACAAUAGAAAUCAACAACGCAGAAAAACAUGUUGUUGUUGAGGAAACCGGUGAAAAUAGGUCACGCCCGAUAAUCUUCAAUGCUCCCAAUACCGAUUUAGAAACACCUCGAGAGAAAGAGCUGCCCAACACUGAAGAAGCGGCCAUCGCUCUCGAGGAGGAAGAAGAAAGGUUGGAAGAAGAUGUGGAAAUCGAUCGACAAGAAAGGAUCAACGUCGAUCGACACACUACAGUAAAUAUCGAUCAACAAUGUGGAAACAAUGUCGAUCGACGCUCAACUCCUGCUGAACCAGCCAUGGAAAGAGUGUAUAGAACUCUACCACAUUUCCCUCAUAACAAGACGCAGACUAAGCGAGAGUUAGAUAAAGCAAUCUGCAAGAAAGCAUUCGACAAGAUCACGUUCGAGAUGCCAUUGAGUGAUGCCAUUAAAGUAUCACCUUCAAUAAAAAAAUAUGUAAGAGACAUGGUGUCCAACAGCUUUCCAGCGGCUGAGAGCGUCAUGAUGGUUUUAGAGGAAGUAAGUGCAAUAAUCCAAGGCGAAACUCCGAUCAAGAGACCCGAUCCGGGCAGCUUUGUUUUGGAUUGCAACAUACGAAAUAAAAGUUUUCAUCGAUCCCUUUGUGACCUAGGUUCCAGCGUGAACCUCAUGCCGCACUCUGUUGCGAUAUCCCUAGGAUACGACAAGUUCAAACCUACCAAAAUAACUCUGGUUCUGGCUGAUAGAUCCGUUAGAUUACCUGAGGGAGUACUUGACGACGUGCCGAUAAGGAUUAAUGACUGUCACGUCCCAACGGAUUUUGUGGUGCUGAAAUACCGAAAUGAACCAAAGGAUCCCCUCAUUUUAGGUAGACCGUUUCUAGCUACAGCAGGUGCGAUAAUCGAUGUCAAGGAGGGUAGAAUAAGUCUAAACAUUGGAAACAUUCCGAUGACCUACGACAUGCAUAAGCUGAUAAGACGACCCUUAAUCGAAAAACAGACUUUCUAUGUGGAUGAUAUCUGUGAAUUGACUGAAUAA
Brassica napus (rape) is the source of this 1203-nucleotide messenger RNA. RefSeq lists its product as uncharacterized. NCBI's taxonomy places the organism in Eukaryota, Viridiplantae, Streptophyta, Magnoliopsida, Brassicales, Brassicaceae. The record is from RefSeq and is a predicted model, not a curated record. The coding region runs from base 1 to 1203 and encodes 400 amino acids. The transcript has a single exon.